AAGGGAAAAGGAAAGGUAAAAGAGAGAGAAAGUGAAAGAGGAAGAAGAGAUGACGUGGAUGAAAAAAAGGAUAUUAAAAUUUUUAAAUUAAAUAAAAAUGCCACCUCAUAAAAAAAAGAUGGCCAACUGUGUUUUUUUUUUUCAUGUCAUUAGUCAAGCAAAAAAAGAAUUGAUUUUGUGGCAUUUUAACGUGCCACCUGUCAUUUAACUGACGGAAGGAUCAUUUUGGUACCAAAAAUGAAAGUUUAAGGAUAAUUUUGGUACUUUUUAAAGGUGAGGGAUAAUUUUGGUACCAAAGUGAAAAGUUGAGGGACUAAAAUGAUUUUAAUGGCUAUUUGAUUACCCUACGCAUAGAAACCACACUGCCUCUCCUCUGCAAUCACUGACUACUGCCUUUAAUGGAUCUCUGUGCCCACUAACUACCCCUUCCUCCUUCCCUAUGUCAUUGCCGCUUCCGAUUACCCCGUCCAACUCCGAUCGCGCACCGCACCACCUCCGAUCCGACCGGAUACCUCUCCAAUCGGACCACCUGCUCUACUGGCUUCACGCAUUUUGGUGAAUGUAGUUGAUUCUGUUUCGUCCGUUCGUUGCUUGAGAGAUGAAUCCUCUGUGCUGCAUUGCUCCGGUGUCGAUCGAUCGUGACCGAGUCGGGGAACGGGCGAAUCCGGUGGUGGCGAAAUCAGGUGCGCAGUGUCAGCUGGAGAGUUCCAUUAGGACCGUGAACUACGCCUCCAAACCGAGCUUCUCGUCUCAGGUCUCGUCCGCGAACGCCGAUGCUGACAGAUCCUCGCCGUCGGUUGUGAAUCAUGGCGCAUUCGACGAGGCAAUCGGCGAGCCGAGAGACUCGAAGGCGUGCUGCGUGGCUGGGAUUCUUUAUAAGUGGGUGAAUUACGGGAAAGGAUGGAGGGCGAGGUGGUUUGUGCUGGAAGACGGUGUUCUUUCGUAUUAUAAGAUUCACGGACCUGACAAGAUUUUAACGAGUCCGGCGAGAGACAAGAGUGUUAGAGUGAUCGGCGAGGAGUCUCUCCGGUUUAUGAGGAAGGCCAACUGGAGUAGUCAUCGCCUCGGCCUGGCUAACCGGCGGUGCAAGCCAUUCGGUGAAAUCCAUUUGAAGGUGUCUUCAAUUCGUGCAAGCAAGUCAGAUGAUAAAAGGCUUACCAUAUUCACAGGAACAAAGACUCUUCACUUGCGUUGUGUAUCUAGGGAUGACAGAGCUGCAUGGAUUGAAGCAUUGCAGGCUGCUAAAGAUCUUUUCCCUAGAGUGAUAUCAAGUAGCGAUUUUCAACCUUCUGAGGACGUUGUCGUUUCAACUGAGAAGCUAAGGUUGCGGUUAUUACAGGAAGGCAUAUCUGAGGCAGUCAUCAAAGAUUGUGAGUCUAUUAUGCUGUUGGAACUGUCUCAGAUGCAAAAUCAGCUCAGUGUUCUUCAACAUAAACAUAUAGUGUUAUUGGAGACCCUGAGGCAAUUAGAGACUGAGAAAAUAGAGCUGGAAACUACUGUGGUAGAUGAAACCAAGGAACAUGAGUCAUGUCAUGGACAAGGGAGAAGACUUAGUGAUUUCUACUCUGUCAUGUCAGAGGGCAGUGGAACUGAUUCUGAUGCAGAUAAUGAAAGUCAAGAUGGUGUGGAUGUUGAAACAGAUGAAGACAGUGGAAUAUUUUUUGAUACAAAUGAUGUUUUAUCUGCAGAAGCUCUGAGAAGUGCUUCCUAUCGGAGUAGGGGAGAAACUGGAAAUGGCAGUAUGUAUGAUAAAGAUUCCUUUUUCUCAGAUCGUUUACAUGGGGUCAAUAAAGAAAUUCGGACUAUACAAUACCCAUAUGUAAAAAGGAGGGAUAAUUUGCCAGAACCAAAGGAGAAAGAGAAGCCAGUUGGGCUAUGGUCAAUUAUUAAGGACAACAUUGGGAAAGAUUUGUCAGGAGUUUGUCUCCCUGUCUAUUUUAACGAGCCACUCUCUUCUCUUCAGAAAUGCUUUGAGGAUUUGGAGCACUCAUACUUGGUUGAUCAAGCCUUGGAAUGGGGAAAGCAGGGAGAUGACUUGAUGAGAAUUCUAAAUGUUGCAGCAUUUGCUGUCUCUGGCUACGCAUCAACAGAAGGUCGACAGUGCAAACCCUUCAAUCCUCUUCUUGGGGAGACAUAUGAGGCUGACUACCCUGAUAAAGGACUUCAUUUUUUCUCCGAAAAGGUCAGUCACCACCCAAUGAUUGUUGCUUGUCAUUGUGAGGGAAGAGGAUGGAAAUUCUGGGGGGACUCCAAUCUUAAAGGCAAGUUCUGGGGACGUUCUAUUCAGCUUGAUCCAGUUGGUAUCCUGACCCUGCAGUUUGAGGAUGGAGAGACUUUUCAGUGGAGCAAAGUGACCACUUCUAUAUACAAUAUUAUUCUUGGUAAAAUCUAUUGUGAUCACUAUGGUACCAUGCGCAUAAGGGGCAGUGGCAAUUACUCUUGCAAGCUCAAGUUCAAGGAGCAGUCUAUCAUAGACCGAAAUCCUCACCAGGUAGUUACAUUAGUUCAAGUUGCCACUUGGGUCCCUUGUUCUACUGCGGUCCAUGGAUUUGUUCAAGACAAUAGGACAGGAGAGAAGGUAGCUAUGUUGGUGGGCAAGUGGGAUGAAGCCAUGUACUAUGUGUUGGGAGAUCCAAUUACGAAGCCAAAGGGGUAUGAUCCAAUGACAGAAGCUGUUUUGCUGUGGGAAAGAGACAAGUCUGUCACCAAGACAAGAUACAAUCUCACUCCGUUUGCCAUAUCUUUAAAUGAAUUGACUCAUGGCUUACUGGAGAAGUUGCCGCCAACUGACUCAAGACUGAGGCCGGAUCAGAGACAUUUGGAAAAUGGGGAGUAUGAGUUGGCAAAUGCUGAGAAGCUGAGAUUGGAACAGUUACAGAGACAGGCAAGGAAGUUACAGGAGAAAGGAUGGCAGCCAAGAUGGUUCAGUAAGGAUGAGGAUGGUUGUUAUCGUUAUGUUGGUGGAUACUGGGAAGCAAGAGAAACAGGAUACUGGCUUGGAAUCCCUGACAUCUUUGGCCGGAGUAGUGAUUCACCUUUUUGUUUGGAAGAAGAUUAAACUAUCUAUUGGCUCAGUUUGCUUGGUAUAUUUUCAUUAUCAUUUCAUCUGAGUCUUUCUUUUCCCAUCUCAACUAUGUUUUUGUGGGGACUCAUGAAAGUUAUCGAAAGGGCCUAUUGCGUUGCAGCUAAGAUUUCAGUUCUAACAUGGUGUACCCAUCAUCAAACGCACUCAUUUCACAACCACCGUACCUGACAGUCUCCUACGCUUUCGCUUUGAGAGCAGUGGGGAAGACUGUUUCAAUGCAUAUCUUGCUUCUAAUAGGUAUAAAAGUUUUUGACCAGCAAAAUUGGUAUCUUUAAAUGAAAAAAUGAUAAACUUUAUAUCUUUAUUUACAUCUGUUCUCAAUUUUUAUAUAUAGGUCGUCCAUUUGAAUCUUGACUUGUGUGGUUAAUUUGUUGAUUUUUUUUUUCUUAUUACACUACCUUGGUCAAAAUGGCUCUGUUGACGACAUUGUGCUACUAAAUUGUAGAAUACAGCUUAACCAAGUACGUAAAUAAUCCAUCAUAGCACAAUUUUGAAAUUCAGAUUGUUUUUUAUUGUAAGUAAUUUUUUUAAUCUAUCAUCAUGAAAAGUACUUUACAUUGAUCUGAGGUUGUUUAGUUUAGUAGACUGCUUGGAGACAAAUGAUAAAAGCAGUACUUAUUC
Molecule: messenger RNA, 3706 nt
Organism: Rubroshorea leprosula
Lineage: Eukaryota; Viridiplantae; Streptophyta; Magnoliopsida; Malvales; Dipterocarpaceae
Source: the annotation of a GenBank genome assembly